AUGGCUUCCACAGAACGGCCGAUCCUCGACAAUCCCUCGAAAUUACAGCAAAACGAGGAUGGAGGAGGAGGAGGAGGAGGAGUAGGAGUAGGAGGAGGAGGGAGGAGCGCAUCGUCCACCCCCACCAUCGCCGCCACCCCCGUCCCGGUCACAGCCACCCCAGCCACCCCGGCCACGGCCACCGCAACAGCCACUAAUGUCAGCUCCCCCACCAGCACGGCGUGGCAGAUGGAGGUGCUCAUGGAGAGGCUAAGGAGCAAGGCCGGAGGAUACAGAUCGCUCGUCGAGUCAGCCAAAGGCAUCAAGCAUGCUAUUAUGAACAAGAGCCACCUCAUGGACCCCAGUGAGCGUGCGGCCUUGGGAUCUUGCCUCGACUCCCUCCAGGGCAACAUUAAAGUCACCUCCCUCUCGGCCAUGGUGGAGCGACUGGAAGCCAUUGCCAAGCAGCUGGGGCUCAAAUUCACAGCUGGGACCACGGGCUCAGAGGUAUUCGUCUCUUGCGACAUGUUCUACGUGGAGGUGCUAUUAGACACAGACGGAAGAGUGCGUGACGUGAAGGUCGAGCUAGCGGGGGACCAGAAUGCGCGCGAGGGACAGUCGUCUCCGGAGCUGAUGGAGUGUUUGAGCAGCGGAGAUUUUGUCGACUUCACAGCACACCUCGAGGGCUUCUCAUCGAUAUACCAGUUAAAUGCCGACAAGAAAAUCAAAAGCAAGGCAUUCCAAGCCCUACAGGCCUUGGAGACAGAUCUGACGAAACUUUUUGAGUUGGCGCAGGAGACUCUCACAGACCCCUACAAGUUGGUCCUUAAAUCCCCUGUCGGCCUCUUGCAAAGGAGAAGAGGAGGUCAUGCCAUGCGCCUAGUGUAUUUCGUCUCCCCCUAUGAGCUGCUGGAUGUUCAGGCUGGCCGCUCCAUCACCCUCACCACAGAGACCCCAUCGUCGCGGGACCUCUCACACUAUGUCACAGUCAACAUUGACGCAUCUAACUCCCACAAACUCCAGACCACCACACUCAUGAUCAUCACAAAACAGCCCAAUGGCAAGAAGCUGCCAUCCUUCUCGGGGCUGACCAACGACAACAGCAUGACGCUACCUGCCUGCUUUUCACUCAAACUCCGCAAGCCCAUGCCCGUGUCUCUGGCCUUGAUCCAGCGCAUUAACGAGGUGACCUGCCUGGACUGCGUGGAUCUGUCCAACCAGCAGUCGCUCAUCUCCCUCAUCGUCCAGCAGGCCACAGACGGGCAGUUUGAGUACAACAGCAACAGGGGCUUGUUCGUGACCUUGCCAGACCAGCAGCACUGCUACUUCAUGACGAGCUCCGGUGAGCUGCCAGGGGUGAUGGUAAGCUCCAUCCCGUUCACACACCCUACGCACAUCACCAACAUCCUCAUGUGCCUCAGAGCACAGGCGGCGUUCAAUGCCCUUAUCUCAUCGUGUGUGAGACCGGCCAGUAAGCAAGACCCAGACUCAGCAUACAUGUUCGAAGUGACGGCCGCAAGCCACGAAUACAUUUCCGUCACAUUCGAGCAUCCACAGGAGGAAAGCACAGCCACAGCAGAAAUUGAUCUAACAGACCUCUGCAAUGCGCGCUGUCGCUUGCACACCCUGACCCCUGACCCAGGUUUCUGCUCCGAGGAGUAUGCCACAAAGGUGUUGCAGAGGUGUUUAUCCAUCCCGGUUACGAUGCGUGCUGUGAUGAAGAAGGUGGCCAAAGAGGAGCGGAAGGAUGCGGUGACAGGAGGCGACUCAGCUGUGAUGAUGGGAGGCGGGAAGCUCAACUCCGACCUCAACCAGAAUACCAAGUUCUUGUUGAAUGAGUAUGAUAAGUUGGGCAUGCGGAGGGACCAGCUGAUGGCGCCGCAUGUCAACAACUUGAACAACGUGGUGGCCAAUACUGCCCCAGGACAUGGCUACUACAACGGGCCGUUCCCCUCGUCCAACCAUCAUUCGGGAGGGGGCGAUGCCAGCACCAACCCCUUGGCCGCUCUGGGGAAUGCCGUGCAGGAGGCAGGCACUCCCCUGGGAUAUGGGGCUCUGCUGGGUGCUGUCGGCCACAAACCCAACCUCAACCAGCCUUUUUUAGGUGAUGCUAAACCGGCAAAAGUCCGGAAGAAAAAACCGGGGCUGGACCUGGACCGCAAGAGCCCCAAGUAUGGGGACGACGUGGUCAUAGACCUGGAUGAGAGAAGCUCAGACUCUUAUCUGGGGGAGGGCGUGCCAGCCAUCGUGGACAACAUGAAGCGCAGGGAUGUCAAAAUGGAGAAGUUACAGACCAUCUUCAACAAGAGGAGGUCAUCCAGCGACAGUGGUACCACAGAUAUCGCCACCACAGACCUUGCCGCCCUGAGAGAGCAGGUAUAUGGGGCUGCUAAUGCUGCCAACUUUGCCAAGAUCAACUCCUACUCCCACAAAGACAGCAAAGACAUCAAGAAAGUGAAGAAGCCCCGGACAGAUGGGCCUGACUCCCGCAAGUCGCCAAUUGUGCUGGACUUGACAGAGACAGAAAGCUCCAGCAAGAAGUCUGGCAGUGGUAGUGGCAGCAGCAGCAGCCAUAGCUCUUCCUCCUUGAGUGCGGCACUGCUGAAACGGCCUGGCAUCGAGAUUAUCCCCAUCCCAGGCAGCACCACACCCAUCUCGAUCCCUUCCUCCAUAACCGUCACACCUGUCAUUAAGUCGGCUGAUGACAAGAACAAGGACAAGAAGGACCGGCGUGACAAGAAGGACCUGGACCGGAAGGACAAGAAGAGGAAGCGAGAUGACUCACCCAGCAGCAACAGCUCAAGCAGCAGCAGUAGUAGCAGUAGCAAGCCCUCAAAGGUGCAGAUUAUCAGCAGCAACCUCAAGCACUCCCCUAUAUCAUCGCUGGAGAAAUUCAAGAGUGAGAGUGGCAGCAAGUCGGGGCUCACGGGCAUCACAGUCAAGCCCAGCACCCCUCCCUACCAGUCCCCCUCCAAGAAGCCCUCUCUGUCGCCUGGCAUGACCAAAUCCAUGAUCCACAACAAAUUGUCGGUGAGUCCCACCCACAAGCCAAACAAGGUCAUCUACAGCCCCAACCAGAGUAGCAGCAGCCACUCUUCCUCGCCCAAGGGGAGGAGUAGCCCUAAGCCCUCCACAGGGAGCCCCAAGCACCCCAGCAUGUCCCCCAAACAUACCAGCCUUGGGAAGCCCAGCAUGACUCAGCUGAAGUCUGCCUCCCCGACCUUUUCCAAGCCAUCCCUCUCCCCCAAACUCAGCAAGAGCAAGGACAAGGAGAGAAGCUCCAGCUCCAGCCCCUCUCGGCCCCUGCCCUCCAGUUCCUCCUCCUCCUCUUCCUCCAUGUCCUCCUCAUCGUCCUCCAGCUCCUCCUCCUCCCUUUCCAAGCCAAAGGUGUCAUCCAGUUCAUCCUCAAGCGGAACAGAGAAGUUAAAAAGCAGCUUAAGUGAUGCUCUGACAAUCACAAAGGUGUCCACAGGUGAGUCAUCCUCAUCCUCUUCAUUAGCCACAUCCUUCCUUGCAAACUCACAGUCCAACACAUCAUCAACGUCGAUGGACGAGAAAGCCCCAUCAUUCCCAGUGGACAAGGCCAAGGCAUCCCCGCCUAAGAAUCGGAAGGGAUCCAGCUUGUCAGACAUUGUGGAUAAGCUGAGAGCAGGUGUGGGAGGCACUGCCGAUGCUGUCACUAUUAUUGAGAAGAAUGAGAAGGAUGAUAAAGACUCGUCCAAGACAGGAGCAGGUGAAGGCAAGAAGACAGGAGACAAGAAAGAGGAGUUCACGGUCAAGCCCUCAACGGGAUUGAAGCUCACUAUCAACAAGGCCAAGAUGAAGGAAGGCAACCUCUCUAAAUCCUCCUCCUCCUCCUCGCCCAAUGCUAAGCCUUCGCUCUCAAAGUCUCCAUCAGGCUUGAAGCCAGGAGUCAUAAGUGGGCCGGCUUCCAAAAAGUCCAUUUCGAGCCUUCCCCCCAUUCCCAAGUUGCCUCCAUCUUCUGUGUCAAAUGUAACAGCAACGGCAGUUUCUCCACUUGGCACAACGUUACCAGGGGUCCACUCGAGCCCUCUGCAGUACCAGAGAGAACGGGUGAAGGACAAGGAUAGGGAAAAGGACCGUUCAAGUUCUGGUGAAAGGCCCAGACCUAAAGAAACUUCCCCAGCCAAAUCGCUGAACAACAGCUCAUCGGAUGGCAAGAAAGAUAGCCCCUCUAAUAAGACUUCCCUUACUAAACCGGUGUCUAAAGAUGAUCAUAGUGUGUCACAAGUAUCAAGUCAUAGAAAAUUGGAGUCAUCAGAGAGCAUAGACAAAUUAAGCAAGUCGGUAUUUCAAAAUGAAUCGGGAGACAAAAUUGAGAAGUCUAGCACCACUAAGGCAGAAGCUGAUUCUACCCAUAGCACAAGUGCAGACUCUUCAGUUUCGAACAAGUUGUCUGAUAGUUUUUCUGAGAAAGGAGGUGUGGGCCAUCACAAUAGCUUAGCAAGUUCCAAUAAACUCUCCACACCAGUGUCUAGUUUAAGUUCCGGCACCCAGGCUGCUCCCUCGUCAUCAAGUGAUAUGAUCCGGCAGCGUGAUGUGUUCCAGCAGCCCCAGUUCAAGCCCAGCAAGGAGGCAAAGGAGGAUACCAAGCCCAAGUCAGACAUUCCCCUGCCACUGCCAAGACCAUCUGUGAGUUCAAGCAGUAGUGGGGCCAUGACAACUUCAGAUCACCUUCCCUCAGACCCAGUGCCAUCCCUGACACCCACCUCCUCUUCUGCCAGCCUCAACUCCAGCAUCCCUCCCCCACGCCAGCCACCACCCCCACAUUCUGCCUCUAACAAGGCUGCGGAUGGCAUCGACCACAGCACUGGCUCAAGUCUGGACCUCCAUGACAAGUCCAAGUCAAGUGAGAGCCUUGUCUCGAGCAUGCCAGGCCCCCCUCCCUCGAGCCACGCCAUGAGCCAGCCUCCUCCCCCAAAAACAACAACCCCGACCGUAGGCUACCCCCCCUCCUCACCUUCCAUGUCCUUCAAGAUUGUGAAGUCCCCAGCACCAGUUGCCUCCCCAUUAAACAUGAUCUCGCCUCAUCCCGUGGCGUCCCCUCUGAACAUGAUCUCGCCCCACUCAGUAGCCUCGUCACCCUCUUCAUGCAUUAUAGACGACGACCUCAUGGACGAGGCGCUAAUGGGCACGCGCAAAUAGCGUCAACUUCUGUGUCAUUUUUUAUCAUGGUAUUGUAUGGAGUACGUUCACCAGUAUUUUAUUUAUUUGCCGAUUGUCUUUUUAAGGAGUGGUUAAGGACUGAUGUACAAAAUAUAGCAUAAUGACUAUGCACAAACAGAGUGAUGUGUGCCGUAUGCUGCGCCUUGAGUGGUGAUAGAAGAGCAGCUAUCGUCAUGUGUCCCAACGCAGAGCUCUCUAACCCAGAGUGGACAAGAGAACCAGUGAGGUUAGAGGCCUGAAUUUAAAAAGAAACUUUAAUGUCGAGUGUGUAUCCACCUUCAAAGUACAUAAAGUGGAGAGUGUAAUUAUGAACACAAGCAUGAAUCCUGACUAUCUAUGCCUCCUUUUCAUUUUUUAUUAUAACUAUCAAUUUCUUUUUUUUUUCUAAUUCUUUCCCAUGAAAAAGGAAAUUGGAACUCAUGCUUGACAGAUGCUCAUGGAAAAGUAUUCUUGCUUUCCUGAUUCUCAUUUUUUUUCUUUCUUUCUUUCUCUCUCUCUCUCCUCUCUCUCAUCUCGUUCUCUUUCCUUUUUUCUUAAGAUUACAUUCCCUGAAGAAAAUUUACAGGUUUUUCUAUUGUAUAGAAAUGAGAUUAGUCUUGUAGAGUGAAUAUCAGUUUCAGUGUUAUUAAAUGUUUAAUAUCAAAGA
This is a messenger RNA of Penaeus vannamei (Pacific white shrimp), 5812 nucleotides long. It is a transcript of the gene MED1, whose product is annotated as Mediator complex subunit 1. The record is from RefSeq and is a predicted model, not a curated record. NCBI's taxonomy places the organism in Eukaryota, Metazoa, Arthropoda, Malacostraca, Decapoda, Penaeidae. Gene Ontology annotation, cellular component: mediator complex. Gene Ontology annotation, biological process: regulation of transcription by RNA polymerase II. Gene Ontology annotation, molecular function: transcription coregulator activity.